AAAAGGCUCAUUUUCGAGCACCAUCUUAAGCCGGCCAUUUGCGGGGACAUUUGUUGACACAUCUCAAUUUGUACGAGAAAGUUGAGACCAUUUGAGCCUUGUUUAGCGUCCUCCUCUUACUCACCUUGAAAAUCAUUCCGACCUUCAACACAACCCGCGAAAUACCGCGUAUAGGAGUCACCAUUCAGCGCAGGAAUUCCCGCUCGAAACCCAUCAUCUCCACGCACGGUCCCCACAGUCCAGAACCAUAGGCAAGCUCCGCUUAGGUACAGCACUCGAGCUGCUUACUAGAAUCCAAAUCAACCCAAAACGAGCUCUUCCGUCGUCCAACUUUUCUCGUUCUCGACAUCAAUAUGUCUGGCGCGUUCACCAUGCCUCACGCCCUAACGGGCGGACCGGGGUACAAGGCCAACGCGACCUAUGACGAAUUUCUCCGCAAACACAGUGGAUUCUACCGACGCCACAGCGCUGCUUCGAACGCCUUGGAGGGUGACCGACGGGCUUCCCAGGCCUCGCUGGACGCCAACGCUUCUGCAGCCGCACAAGCCGUCCAGAAUGUCGCUUCUGACAAUGCCCACCGGCGUGGCUCGGUCACCGCUGCAGGAGGCGGCGCCGCAGUGGCCAAUUCCAGGAAAGGCAGCGUCGCUGUGGCCAGCGACGUGACCAGGAAAGACAGCAUUAUUGGACUGGAGCCGACCGGGGGCCAGAGGAUGUCGGAGGAACGUAGACCUUCUACCUCUCUUGCUAAUGACCUGUUCCACAAGAUCAAAGGAGAUCGCCAGGCGAGCCAUUGACGGGUUUCUUUCUGUCUGUACUGUGCCGUGGUGAGUUGGAAAGUUUGCACAAAGGUUUCACGGUGGAUAUUCUUGCAGAAUCACGUCUCGGUUUGGGGAGACAAGCGGCUCUGUGUUUGGGUCAUGUCGAUGUCGUUGGGGGAGUGAGUGAUGACAAGAGUCGGUUGUCGCGUUCAUCUGUGUUAUGGUUGGUUUCAGCUCUGUUUGUAUUCUUUCGAUCACAUCCGCUAUAUGGGAGUCUUAGUGCGCAAAUCCAUAACAAUACAAUGCUGAUAAUUGUUUUCUCGAA
This is a messenger RNA of Exophiala xenobiotica, 1083 nucleotides long. RefSeq lists its product as uncharacterized. The record is from RefSeq and is a predicted model, not a curated record. Lineage: Eukaryota; Fungi; Ascomycota; Eurotiomycetes; Chaetothyriales; Herpotrichiellaceae. The transcript has a single exon. The coding region runs from base 354 to 794 and encodes 146 amino acids.